Messenger RNA from Penicillium bovifimosum, 579 nucleotides. RefSeq lists its product as uncharacterized. The coding region runs from base 1 to 579 and encodes 192 amino acids. The record is from RefSeq and is a predicted model, not a curated record. Lineage: Eukaryota; Fungi; Ascomycota; Eurotiomycetes; Eurotiales; Aspergillaceae. The transcript is spliced from 4 exons.
AUGUUCAUCCAGAGCAGCAGGUCACAAGUUCAAGAUGAGAAGGCAGAGGAAGCUUUGCUCGAUGCACACAAGAGGCAAUUGGCUGCUAUGCUUGCGGCCAAGAAAGCCAAACGCUCGAAAGCGACUCCAGCCAAGCGCUCCAACCCAGCCAAGGGCUUGAAAGCGUCUCGAGCUAGCCCCCCACAACCGCUGCCAGGCAACAUCUUGGGAAUUUCAUGGGACGACCCCGGGUUUUCUGAGGAGAAUGUCCAGAGAUUUCUGAAAACGCGUAAUCGCACAUGCCGGGUCAAGAAGGCCACCAAGAACAGGGUCGCCAAAGCGAGCGGUCUCGAACACACCGAGUUUGAACUCAGGAUGCCGGACGCUGUGUACAAGUUUGUUGUUGGAAAAAAGCCACUUCAUGGAGCUCGUCCUCGUCGCAACUGCCCUCCCCGUGUCCAGGUUGAUGAAAACAAAGUCCGAGUCCCGGCAAUUGAGAACACUUCGGAUGAGAUGGAUAUCGAGGAAAACAACAGCAUGAAUGAGGGAACGGGUUUGACUUUCUCCACUCUCGUGCUUCGUCCUAAGGACGCCAUUUAA